Anopheles maculipalpis is the source of this 1286-nucleotide messenger RNA. Its product is annotated as probable pyruvate dehydrogenase E1 component subunit alpha, mitochondrial. The record is from RefSeq and is a predicted model, not a curated record. NCBI's taxonomy places the organism in Eukaryota, Metazoa, Arthropoda, Insecta, Diptera, Culicidae. Gene Ontology annotation, biological process: pyruvate decarboxylation to acetyl-CoA. The transcript has 3 exons. Gene Ontology annotation, molecular function: pyruvate dehydrogenase (acetyl-transferring) activity. Gene Ontology annotation, cellular component: intracellular membrane-bounded organelle. Bases 30 to 1286 code for a protein of 418 amino acids.
CCCGAUCGAUAAGCGUUCCACGCGUCAAUAUGGGAAUCUCUAAAUGGGUGAACACAAUCUUCCGGUCAAGUAAAGCGGCUGCCGCUGCUACGGAAGCGAUCAAACCGAGGAACCCGAAUCGAUCCAGUGGGGUUGAAAAUGAAGUGAAACCUCUUUCAAGCCAGCAGCAAAAUGGAUUUGCUUCCGAAGCUACGUUUGAGACUCGGGCUUUCAAGCUGCAUAACCUUGAAGAAGGUCCAUCGACUAAGGUGACUCUCACCAAGGAGGAUGCGCUAAAAUACUACGGCCAGAUGUACAUGAUAAGACGCAUGGAAACGGCUGCCGGAAAUCUGUACAAGGAAAAGGUGAUCAGAGGCUUCUGUCAUCUGUACUCUGGCCAAGAGGCGUGUGCUGUUGGAAUGCGUGCCGCCAUGCGACCGGAAGAUUCCUGCAUCACCGCAUACCGUUGCCACGGAUGGACGUAUCUGAUGGGUGUGUCCCCACAGGCCGUUCUAUCGGAACUAACUGGCCGAAGCAGUGGCUGUGCUCGUGGCAAGGGUGGUAGUAUGCACAUGUACGGUAAAAACUUCUACGGCGGCAACGGCAUUGUAGGAGCUCAGGUACCACUUGGCGUAGGAAUCGGGUUCGCGGCCAAGUACAACGGAACCAAGGGAGCAUGUAUCGCGCUGUACGGUGACGGUGCUGCCAACCAAGGCCAACUGUUUGAGGUUUACAAUAUGGCUAAACUGUGGAACACGCCUUGCAUUUUCGUCUGCGAAAACAACGGCUACGGAAUGGGUACCAGUGUUGAGCGUGCCUCAGCCAACACCAACUACUACACACGAGGAGACUUUGUUCCCGGUAUUUGGGUCGAUGGUAUGGAUGUUUUGGCCGUUCGUGAAGCCACCCGCUUUGCCCUAGAGCAUACUUCCUCCGGCAAGGGCCCUAUUCUAAUGGAAACGGCCACGUAUCGUUACUCGGGACAUUCGAUGUCCGAUCCUGGCACAAGCUACCGAUCGCGCGACGAAAUUGCUGAAGUAAGACAAACGAGGGAUCCAAUCACUUCGCUACGCGAAAAGAUUUUGACCACCGAGCUGGCCACGGUGGAAGAGCUGAAGGAGAUUGAAGGCAAGAUUCGGGGUGAGGUGGACACGGCAACUAAACUGGCCAAGGCGGACAAAGAAAUCUCGGUCGAGGAGCUUACCGCAGAUAUUUACGCGAACCCACAAAACCUCACGACCGUGCGUAACACGUUGCCUCACGCAGAACUUACGCACAAGCGACUUGGGCAGGCGGUCAAUUUGUAA